Molecule: messenger RNA, 6364 nt
Organism: Calidris pugnax (ruff)
Lineage: Eukaryota; Metazoa; Chordata; Aves; Charadriiformes; Scolopacidae
Gene: ANKRD29
Product: ankyrin repeat domain 29
Exons: 11
Coding region: 6-1022 (338 amino acids)
Molecular function (GO): protein binding
Source: RefSeq, a predicted model, not a curated record
GCAGGAUGUCGUUCAAGAAAAGAAGGAGAUGGCAGAGAGCUAACCUGAAACCCAGGAGGAUGUCCUGCAGCAGGACAUGUCAGCAGGAUGACUCAGCCUCUCUAACUGUGCCCAGCCCCACCACAGAAGCAGACAAUACAGAAAGAAACACCGCUCGCCAAUGCUGCGUUUUGGGCUGCGAGGAAAGGGAACCUGGCUCUCCUCCAGCUGCUGCUCAACAGCGGGCGAGUAGACGUGGACUGCAAAGACAGCCUUGGCACAACAGCUCUGAUGGUAGCAUCUUACUAUGGCCACAUAGAUUGUGUACGGGAAUUGGUGUUGCAAGGAGCAGAUAUCAAUCUGCAGAGAGAGGUGCGACUCCUCUGUUCUUUGCUGCACAGCAAGGCCACAAUGAUGUAGUGAAGUUUCUCUUUGAAUUUGGAGCCUCCACUGAAUUUAAGAAUAAAGAUGGAGGUACUGCUCUUCUGGCUGCUUGUCAGUAUGGACAUGCAAAAGUAGUGGACACUCUGCUGAAGCACGGCGCCAACAUUCACGAUCAACUUUAUGAUGGAGCUUCUGCAAUUUUCCUGGCGGCACAAGGAGGGUAUCUGGAUGUCAUCCGACUGCUGCUUUCUUCAGGAGCAAAAGUGAACCAGCCACGGCAGGAUGGGACGGCUCCCUUGUGGAUUGCAUCGCAGAUGGGUCACAGUGAAGUGGUGCGAGUCAUGCUGCUGCGGGGAGCUGAGCGAGACGCCGCGCGCGACGACGGUACGACUGCUUUACUGAAGGCUGCCAUUAAGGGGUACAACAAUGUGAUAGAAGAGCUGCUGAAAUUCUCUCCCACGCUUGGCCUGCUGAAGAACGGGACCUCUGCUCUCCACGCGGCUGUCCUGAGUGGCAACGUGAGGACAGUGGCGCUGCUCCUUGAAGCAGGAGCAGACCCUUGCCUGAGGAACAAGGCAAACGAACUGCCAGCAGAACUAACAAAAAAUGAACGCAUCCUCCGACUCCUCCGUAUGAAGGAAAAGCAAAGGAAAAGCUAAUGCAGCCCUGCAGUAAAUGGGGUUUGACAGAGACGCGCACUGACCACAGCAGCAUGACAGUAACCCUCGGUUGCCUGAGAAGGGCUUGUUGGAACAGUUUGCAGAACUGAUUAGCCUCUCCAGUACACGCUCCCUGACCGCACGAGGCCCUUGCCACAGGGUGACCACGGGCUAGGACCUCUGCCUGGCAUGGCUGAGCGCAGAAGGACUGCGACGAGAGCGGGGUUUGGCCUGGGAGCUGUGUUUGUGCUGCAGCCCUGCCUGUACUCCAGGAUCCCACCGGUCCCAGCCCCCACGUUUGCUCCCCUGUGCCUGCAGCGCACACAUCCCCACACAAGCAAGGUGCUCCCACCGUUUCAGAUACGCGUCCCCACACCGGCAUGGCCACACACCUGUAACGGGUACCUCGGGGCACACGUGUGGGUGGGGAGCAGUCAGCCCUCGUGCCAAAAGAUGCCCAGAUCUCACAGCUGUUUGGAUGCAGUCAGUCCUGGAGCAGCCCCAUGGUGCUGCUGCUCUCCCUUUGCCAGCAGAGCUAGCUCAGACCAUUCCUCUCUACCUCCAAGUGCCACAUGGGGCUAGGGGUGACAUCCCAACAGGAAAAAUCUCCUGCUUUGGUAACAUUUUGGAUACGACAUGAAGCUCCAUAAAAAUGAUCCAGAGCGUUACAAAUUACGCCAAAAGCUACCAACCAAACAAUAAGCAAGGGGAUGUCCUCAGUGGUAGCAUCUUCACCUGUCAGUCAGGUGGUGGCACUUUAUGGUGCGUACACAGCGCUAUGGGGAUCCAUCCCCAACCCUACGGUCUACGUACAUGCAUUUUUGUGGACAGGGGAGGACCGGUUACUGAGCAAACCAACCAGGGCAUAUCACUCACUGGAGCAAGUUCACCAGAAAUUCAGCUGUCGGGCACAACAGCACAGAUGCUAUGCAAGUGGUAUACGUAUGUUCUGCACACGCAUAUAUGUGAAACUCUGGUUUAGUACCCACAGCUACUAUGCAAUGCACCCAUUCCCCAGCUUUGCGAUGGGCAUUAAGGGAGAAAUGCACAGUGUCCAGGUGUUUCAACAGCUGAUGAAAGGGUUACAGGUAGCCACACUCAAACUGGACCACUAAUUAACGUGGGCAUGGCAAAGGAGCGCUCAACAGCAAUUUUGGCCUUUGUUGUGGUUGAGAGGCUCAGACGUGCUACUAGUGCCUGUGUGGGGAAGGCAGUGCAAAUUGGAGAUGGUUUCUGAAGAGCUGUUUAACCAUGUUGCUGGAAGACACUCCAUUAAAACCCAGUCAUUUUUGCUGUAUAAACAGUAUAUAUACUAAGUCCUGGUAGCCACAAGAACAUUAGAGAAUAUUUUACAGUGAGUUGAGGUAUAGGGUUAAGUCAGUACAUAAAUCCAAGUACUUCACCUGCCUUCAAACCUUAACAAAUUAGUGAAAAAUUCUAUAAAAAGUUGAGGACAGAGAAGACUGUAAGGAAACAAAAUGUUCCCCCUUUAAAAAAUGUCUGCCUAGAAUUCAACUGAAUUGUUGCACUUUUGCUUCAGUGAGUUAAAAAAAAACACCAUUUAGUGAGCUAGCACAAAUGAAUGUCGUUUACUUAGUGCAAAUUAGCCAUAUAUAUUACCAAAUCAUAAAUUUAUUCUUUUUAUGAGUAAGUUAGGUAAGAAGUCAGGGUUCUGGUGAAGAGAACAGAAGUGGGCAUACCUUUGCUUGUGAGCUGGAAUUGCUGUACAAUUUCUAUUCAGCAUAAGAAAGGAAAGCUUUAAGUUUUCCAACAAUAUAAGAAGACACUAGGAAAAUCUAUUUGUUUAGGUAAUUCUUGCUGCUGUAUUUUUAAAUCAAAAUAAUGUUGUGCCUAACAGAAACUUGCAGACAAACUGGUACAGAACCAAAGAAUUAUGCAAGAUGCUUAGAGGAUGAUUGUAUCCAGGGUUAAAUUCUGCAAAAGACUAAAAAAUACUGAGCAUGCAGAAAUCUCAAGAGCCUUAUUGGGAACUUAAGUUGCACAGCAUUGCAUGGGACUUUAACAAGCAGCACUGAAGAGGAUAGGUUUAUCUGGAGCCCCCAGUGAGUUGAAGAUGAACAUACCGUUCUGGAGAAUGCUAGAGGGACUCUAGGCAGCCUGGCCUCAAUGUUGAUCUUUCUCCCUAAAAUUUCUUCAGGUCAACAGCUGGGAACAGCCACACUCUUUAAGAUGAAAAGCCCUUUCACGGUUGUAAAGGAAAAGGAUAAUCAUUAGAAGGUCUUCAGCAGUCAUGCUGGGUGAGCAGUAAAUACUCUUAAUAUCAGAAAGUCUGUAAUGAUCAAGCAGUCUUCCUAAAAAAUGUGGACCCUCACCAACAGUGAGGGUUUUUUUUCCUGACAGCAGAGCAUAGGAGAGAGGACAAGAAGUGGCAAGCCAACAGUGGUCCUGUGACAGCUGAAGUAAGCAAGCUGAGACAACGUGCAGAUGUCCAGUAUCUGCAGGUGGCCUCUCCUUUCUGCUAGGUGUGUUUUCUUGUGAGAGUGCUCUCACCCCAAAGUGGGCAGCUACUCACCAAAGAGCUUCUUGAACUCUGCCUGUCCAUGGGAAGAUGCAUGUCUGUUCCCCACCAUUUAGAGUAGCACUUUCCAAGUUGUGUGUCCAGCUGCCUCCGUGCCUGGCCACCACAGCAGGAACUCUUGUGCAACAAGCAAAGAACACGUGGGGUGCUGUAUCCCAUACAGAGCCCCUGCUGACCACCUUCUGAGAAGAUGCAGUUACCAGGUCCUCUUUUUUUGAGUGAUAUUGGGCUAUAACUGGCUUUUCUUCUUUCUAAAGAGAAUUUGAAAUGUGGGGCUUGCACAGGUUGAAGGGAGAGGAUUGUAGCUCCCUCCCUGCUCUCAUUAGGGCUGGCUGACAGGGCACACAGGCUGUGUGUGUGGAGGGGGAUGCUCCGUGGUGAAGAACUGGCAGUAAAGUCUCUCUCUUCCCCAUUCAGGCUGAAGUUGAAUCUAGCUUCAGUGAAGACGUUAUUCAGCCAACAUGGGAUUUUUAGGCAUGGAAGCAUUCUCGUUGGGAGCAUCUGUUUCCUCCCGGAGCAUUUGGAGAGAGGGCUGGUUUUAGUUUUGGGUUCCCUGUAAGCAAAAGGUGCUUAUUCUGCCUGCAGAUGGGCUCGGAAGCUGCAAUACUGUUUCUCACCAUGCAAUUAACCUUUUCACAAAGAAACCUUAAUAAUUCUUAGUAUUUAUGUAACUGCUGUUAUCUUUAAAGUGCUCAGUAAAUACUGCUGUGGUUUGUUUGUUGUUCUAAAAGGGAAACCUGUUGUCCCUUCCUGGCUGAAGUGAUUCACUAAUAUUGACAGUAGUUCUUUGCAUAGUUGUCGUGCCUUUUGUGCAAGGCUUUCCAAGUGCUCUGUGGACGCUAUUACCUUGGUAAGUUCCAAAAAUGCACUGCUGGGGGAGGCAGGAAAUAGAUGAUUUCCUUCACACACCAGUGAAAUGCAGCAGCUCUUCAGCAGUUCAUGUCAAUAGACAAGGGUAAAUUUGGACUAGAAAUGAAGGGGCACCAGAUCCAUUUGGUAGAUGGCAGGAGGAAGGUAGGUGAAAUAAUAUAAUAUAUAUAUAAUGACGUGAAAUAGAACUGGGACAGAAUAACACCCCAAAUUGGGUUUUGGGUUGGGUUUUGGGGUUUCUUUUACCCCAAAAGUGCCAUAUGCAUAUAUAUAUCCAUCUAACAUCCCCAAAAAAUCAGCUCCACCAGCACACUGCUUUUAGGCUUGGCUCUCUGCACAUUCAGAUGUGGGGGCCCUGCUUGCUGUCCUCUCCAUCUGGGAUUUAUGCAGGUGCUACAUCCUGGUGACUUCCCAUCAGCUGCAAGUGAGCACAGGGGAUGUGCAACCAAGAACAGGCUGCACAAAUAAGUCAAGGAAAAGCAUAGGGAUUUUAUUUCACUAGUAUCAAGCCAUUGUAGGAUGGGGAUGAACACAAGGAAAGGUCCACGGCAUAUGGAGAGAAGUGGCAUCCCGCCAGUGACAUGAGAGUGGUGCAGCCUCAGAGGUCCAAAAUACAUGGAGCAAUUAAUUAAAGAUGAUCGUUGCCGUGCAGUGUGCAGAGAUCUAUUUAGUAAUGAUACAAAAGGCAAUGUUGUACCUCCUGAUUUGCACAUGCUGUUCUUCCCUUGGAGCAAAACCAUCUCAUGAUUGAUCUACCCACCUUUGUUUAGUUUAGAAGAGCUGAGAGGAUUAGAGCACCAGAUCAAACACCUGCAGGUCACAUUUAAUGCACUUUAACAAUUACGAUUAUUUGCCUCAGAGUCAGAGCGUAAUUGCAAGAAUAAUUCAUGCUCUUUAUUCAGCCAGUCCUGGUGACUACUGGGAAAUCCAUAAGUCAACCGAAUUUCCUGUUGUCUCAGAAAUUUCAGAAUUGUUGUACAGAAAAUGAGGUAGCACAAACCCUGGCCCAUUUGUACUUCACUUAAUAGGAACACUGAACAGACAUAAAUUACCGCCUUUGUCUGGCACCCUUGAGCCAGUGGCAUUAAAAUGUUAACAUUUGCUAUGAGUCCAAACCAAGAUGAUGCACAAGGCUCUUUUUUUCCGGCAACAGAAUAUUGUACUGCACACAACGGGACUAAAUGGAGUUGUGCCUUCUCACAGCAUUCGGUCUUUGGGAAUGUCAUAAUAGUUUCAUACUUUUCUGAAUUCCACAGUUUGUUUUGAGCUGCCCUUUUAGGCAUUUGAUAAAACCUAUAUAAAUUUAUGUAACUCCAUGUAAGACUAACAGUCUGCAACAGGAAUGUUGCUUUGCUAGAACACAUUUUUCCAUACCAUCAUUUCAAUAAAAAAUAAUAUACUACUGGGAUUACCUUGUCUGCAUACUUCAGUAUUCCUUUCCUUUCUUCUGUAUUCUACUGAUUUUCUUUGUAGAAUAACAGAAUUAAUUUCCUACUUAUGUAAAGACCACUUUGCUCUAUUCUACUUGAUGAUUAGACUUUUAUUAUUUUCCAGGUCUUUACAGAUGAGAUAGCAUUCACAAAACAAAUAAAGCCAAUGCCAUGGCUUGAGAAACAGGAAAACUUAAUUUAGCAUAACAUAACAAGGUUUGUUUCAAAGAUCCAGACAUCACUGACAGACUCCCCUUAACAUUAACAUCCAUUAGGUCAGAUCUGAAGGGAAGAUUAUAAAAAGCAACUUAGGAACCAAAGGAAUAAGACUAUGGUUUUAUUCAGUGAGUCAAACAUGUCUUGGUUGUUCUGUUACUAUUCCUAAAUGUGAAACUGGUCCUUACACUGACCUACUUCAGUUUAAAAAACAAAAUGUCUACACCCUUCUGAUGUGCUUAUUAUGGUAUACAAUGGAUUAUGAACGCAAUAAAAGGGGAAAAGAG